This is a messenger RNA of Stylophora pistillata, 2242 nucleotides long. RefSeq lists its product as uncharacterized. Gene Ontology annotation, molecular function: protein binding. The record is from RefSeq and is a predicted model, not a curated record. Lineage: Eukaryota; Metazoa; Cnidaria; Anthozoa; Scleractinia; Pocilloporidae.
GCACCUAAAUGGCUGAAUACAUCUUUAAUUUCGGUAGAGCUGCCUUCCUGAUCAUGGCUCGUAUGGUCUGAGAGGUUUAUUGGCGAGACGGUGACAUCGAAUUGUUGAUCAGUUAUUUGCUAGGGAACGCAAAAAGAUGGAUAAAUUAACGCAAGAAUUAACUUUCUUUCUUGGGUAUGCUGUGGCGACAUUUCUAACCAAAACGAAUCGCUGGACUGAAUCCAUUGGUUUUUAUUCAGAGUGCCUUGCACUUUGGAAUAAGAUGUCGAAGAGAAAACCAUCCCCAGUGAUGAAUCUAAUUGAACGAGUGAUAGGAGAAAAAGUUGCACUGGGAGAACUCUUCCUCUUCGAAAGAGGAAUGAAAUGCUAUGACCUCGGUGAAAUUAAAGAAUCGAUAAACUGCUUUAAGAAAGCACUGCCCCUUUACAGACAAAUUGGUUCCAAAGAAAGAGAGGCAUGGUGUCGCUGCCGCUUGGGUAGAUCGUUCCACCUUGCUGGUCAGUAUGAAACAGCCAUGGAACAUUAUAAGAAAGUUCUCAGUAGUAUUCGCGAAAUAUCCUUGCAUGCCAUGAGACAAGAGCUUCAAGCAAGAGUGUACAACGACAUCGGUGAGAUCAAUCAUAUUCGUGGAAGAUACGAGGAAGCUCAAAUGUGUUAUGAAAAAGCGCUAAAGAUAAGUAUUCGACUCGGGAAAGAGGAAUACCAAGCAACAAGCCUCAACAACCUGGGAGUCUUGAAUCAUAAUUGUCUAGGUAAACUUCAUGAAGCACUAAGUUUCCAGGAAAAAGCACUCGAGAUUCGUAGAAGACUUGGAUGUGGAAGAGAAGAAGGAUUCUCCUGUAACAACAUCGGUGGAGUCUAUGAGGCGCUUGGCGACUACGAAAAGGCCCUGGAAUAUUAUAGAAAGAGCUAUAAACUUAGUUUAGAAAUCAAAGACAAGGUGCUAGAAGGAAAGAAUCUCUACUUCAUUGGAAAGGUUCAUAAUAUCCUUGGUCAGCUUCAAAAAGCCAUCGAAUACCACGAAAGAGCCCUUAAAAUCAAAUUACAGACUGGCGUCAGAACAUCUGGAGUUCUCACCGACCUUGGAAAUCAUUAUUUGUCCCUUGGUGAUUACGAGAAGGCAAGCCAAUAUCACAAAAAAGCCAUUAAAGCGUGCGAAGAAAUCGGGGAUCUCGAACACUUGGAAAUUUGCUUAAACAAUGCCUGUCAGGUGCCUUUUUCUCUUGGUGAACAUGAGAAAGCCAAGAGCUAUUUAGAAAAGGCGAUAGGUGUUCACGAAAGCACUGGGAACAAAGUAAACAUAGUUACGACAUUUUGUAACAUCAGUGGCGUAUGUAGGUCUGCUGGCCAAUACCAAGAAGCACGUGAAUACCUGGAGAAAGCUCUAAAAAUCAGUAGAGAAACUGAACACAUACAAGGAAAGACAGCAGCAUUAUACUUCAUGGGUAGUUUGAAUUUUUCACUUGGAAAAUAUGAACAAGCCAUUGAGUAUACCGAAAAGGCACUGAAAAUUGCAAAGGAAAUCAGUGAAAAACAAAGAGAAGAGUCGUGUUAUGCUCUCCUUGGUAGUGUAUAUUUUGUUCGAGGUCAAAAUGAGAGGGCAAUCUGGUAUCAAAACAAAGCGCUUGAGAUGAUGAAGGAAAUUGGAAAGAAAGAUCAGUCGCACAUCAAUGUUCUUCAUAACUUAGGCCAAACAUAUUCCUCUCAGGGAAACCUCUCGAAGGCCUGCAAAACCUUGCUUGAAGGCAUAGAAAUCCACAAAAGUAUUCGUUCUUCCCUUAAAGAUGAAACUAACAAGAUUUUAUUGAAUGACAAGAACUUUCCUUGCUACAAAUCUCUUUCCUUGCUUCUUCUUUGCGAGAGGAAUUUCAACCAAGCCCUUCUCACUUUAGAGCUCGGACGAAGUCGUGCCCUGGUUGAUCUUAUGUCGAAGAAUUACGGAAUCAACAGGAAUCCUGCUCAAAAUGAGUUAACUCUAAAUACACUUCAGAGCUUCCUUAAAGAGCAGAAAAAGAACUUUCUCUUCAUUGAAACGUUUCAAACGGGAUGUUUCGCCUUGUGGUUUGUCGACACAGGAGGAAGUGUGAAAUUCAAACGGGUUUGUGUAAAUGCCUCUGAAGAACCUGGAAUGGAUACUUCUUCGUUGACUUUGGAUGACCUACAAUGUGAAGACCGUUCAUUGGCCUCGCUGUAUGGAUAUGAUCCAUUUGCUUCACUGUAGCAGACGUUAAAACCAAACAAA